Messenger RNA from Hibiscus syriacus, 1667 nucleotides. RefSeq names its product non-specific phospholipase C2-like. NCBI's taxonomy places the organism in Eukaryota, Viridiplantae, Streptophyta, Magnoliopsida, Malvales, Malvaceae. Gene Ontology annotation, biological process: phospholipid catabolic process. Gene Ontology annotation, molecular function: hydrolase activity, acting on ester bonds. The record is from RefSeq and is a predicted model, not a curated record. The coding region runs from base 55 to 1611 and encodes 518 amino acids. The transcript has 4 exons.
CCCAUUUUUCUCUCUUUCCUUUCCCACGCAUAACACUAGAAAUUAUAGUCUAAUAUGUUCACUGCCAUCCUCUUCUUCUUCAUUCUCUUCAACAACUCCGCCUGCCAUGGCGGCCCAAUCCAAACCAUUGUGGUCCUAGUCAUGGAGAAUCGCUCUUUCGACCACAUGCUGGGAUGGAUGAAGAAAAUCAACCCCGAGAUCAACGGUGUUGAUGGGACUGAGUGGAAUCCUUUGUCCACCACUGAUCCCAACUCGGAGAAGUUGUUCUUCCAGAAUCAAGCUCAGUUCGUGGAUCCCGAUCCCGGUCACUCUUUUGAAGCCAUAAGGGAGCAGAUUUUCGGCUCGAAUGACACCUCCGCCAAUCCUCCGCCCAUGAAUGGCUUCGCUCAACAAGCUUCCUCCAUGGAUCAGUCCACCAAUAUGUCUAUGUCUCAGAGCGUUAUGAACGGAUUUGACCCUGAAAUGGUCGCCGUUUACAAAUCUCUUGUCUCGGAAUUCGCCGUCUUUGAUCGGUGGUUCGCCUCCGUGCCCUCAUCCACGCAGCCGAAUCGUCUCUACAUCCAUUCGGCGACGUCUGCCGGAGCGACUAGCAACAUUCCGUCACUCCUAGUAAAGGGUUAUCCACAGAGGACGAUAUUCGAGAAUCUCGACGACGCCGGAAUAUCCUGGGGAAUAUACUAUCAGAACAUUCCGGCCACAUUGUUCUACAAGAAUCUCAGGAAACUCAAAUACUUGUUCAAUUUCCGUCCGUACGGGCUGACCUUCCAGAAACACGCGAAGGAAGGGAAGCUGCCGGGGUACGUUGUGAUGGAGCAGAGGUACGUGGACACUAAGGUGGAGCCGGCCAACGACGAUCAUCCGUCGCACGAUGUGUAUCAAGGGCAGAUGUUCGUGAAGGAGGUGUACGACACGUUGAGGAGUAGCCCACAGUGGAACCAGACCUUGUUGAUCAUCACUUACGAUGAACACGGUGGGUUUUUCGAUCAUGUGGCUACGCCGGUCAGUGGGGUGCCUAGCCCAGAUGGGAUUAUGGGUCCCGAGCCAUUUUUAUUUAAGUUCGACAGAUUGGGGGUACGAGUUCCGACCAUCAUGGUCUCUCCUUGGAUUGAAAAAGCCACCGUUGUUCAUGGGGGAGAUGGAAAACCAUAUCCCACAUCGGAAUUCGAGCACUCAUCCAUUCCAGCAACAGUAAAGAAGUUGUUCAACCUCAGCUCUCCAUUCCUCACUAAACGAGACGAAUGGGCUGCCACUUUUGAGUCCAUUCUCCAAACUCGAACUGAGCCUAGAACUGAUUGUCCAGAAACGAUGCCGACGCCGGUGAGGAUAAGAGACAGCGAGGCGAACGAAGAGGCACAGCUGAGCGAGUUCCAGCAAGAGCUGGUGCAGCUGGCGGCAGUGCUGAAGGGAGAUCAUAUCCUCGCAAGUUACCCGGAAAAGACAGGGAAGAAAAUGAGCGUGAAAGAAGGGAAAGAGUACAUGGAAGAUGCAGUUAAACGGUUCUUCGAGGCUGGUCGUUUCGCGAAGAAAAUGGGAGUCGACGGCGAACACAUUGUUCAAAUGAAGCCUUCCCUGACUACACGAUCAUCAAAACCUUCGUCUCAACAUCCAUAAGCUGGUUUAUAUAGAUAUAACGCAAAUGUGAAGACGUAUAGCAAUGUUGGUGCUUU